This is a messenger RNA of Alosa sapidissima (American shad), 3105 nucleotides long. RefSeq names its product kirre like nephrin family adhesion molecule 3, like (gene kirrel2). NCBI's taxonomy places the organism in Eukaryota, Metazoa, Chordata, Actinopteri, Clupeiformes, Clupeidae. Gene Ontology annotation, biological process: cell-cell adhesion. Gene Ontology annotation, molecular function: cell adhesion molecule binding. The transcript is spliced from 15 exons. Bases 560 to 2791 code for a protein of 743 amino acids. Gene Ontology annotation, cellular component: cell-cell junction. The record is from RefSeq and is a predicted model, not a curated record.
CCUAUCCUACCCUGCUCUCCUUGUCACACCACCACACAUCUCGUCAACUCAGCACUGAAAGAGCAAGAAGUUCGAUUCUCGGCCAAACCGCAUAAUUCAACGUUCCACGUUAACCGCGCACUUCAGAACAGAUUAUUCUUAGAGUGAAUCAGUCGACGAGGGGAAAAAAUACGAACAGUAGACAGAGGAGAGAGGGGGGAUUUCAUGGCCAUUUUCGCAUCUGGUGCAGAAAUAGUAGGGUUUUCCGCACUGUAACGCAUUGCAGGAUGGAGGACUGAAGUGGGAACAAUCAGGAGGUAUUCUCCGAAUAGUUGACAAACCCUACAGCCUGAGAGUGAACUGUUCGAGGAAUAUAGCCUAUUAGAAAAUUAUAAUCGAUCGCAAUGGCCUGAAAAGUUAUAAUAGACGUACAAGAAAGCAUUAAUGGUAGCCCGAUGCUAAGAGUUCGUGAAUGCCAUAGACUGAUCAUUGCCAGCACCCCACUUGCACUUGCCGCUCGGACAGUCUCUGAAUUUCAACGGAGCAUACAUUUCAUUGCUGAUUAAGCGGAGUGGAAAUUAUGAGAUUCGGUCUAAUUAUUUGCCUCUUUGGAACAGCUACCCAUGCUGCAUACUUCUCUCAGCAACCACAGGAUGAGAUUGUGGUUGCUGGCCAGUCUGUGACCCUUCCAUGUGUUAUAGUUGGAUAUCAAGGCAUGGUACAAUGGACCAAAGAUGGACUUGCCCUGGGUGGGGAGCGAGAUCUGCCUGGUUGGACAAGAUAUUCCCUGAUGGGUGACCCACUACUAGGGGAGCACAGUCUGUUAAUUCACUCAGCGGACCUGGCUGAUGACGCAACUUAUGAGUGUCAGGCCACACAGGCAGCAAUACGCUCCCAUAAGGCAAAACUCACUGUCAUAGUGCCACCAGCAGACCCAGUAGUGGAAGGAGCCCCUUUGCUCAGACUGAAGGCCCAUACCCCAUACAACCUCACCUGCCGGGCCUCAGGGGCCAAACCUGCUGCAGAAAUCACAUGGUACCGAGAUGGAGAGAUCCAGCACACCUCUUUUUAUUCCAAGACCUUCAUGGAUGAUGGAAAAAGGGAAGUAGCGAUUAGUCUACUAUCCAUCACACCUGAAGAUAAGGAUUCUGGACGCACCUACACUUGUCGUGUGUUGAACUCUGCAGCACCAGCUGGACGACAGACUUCGGUCACAAUCAGUGUUCAGCACCCACCAUCAGUGACAUUGUCUGUCCAACCACAGACGGUCUUAGAGGGAGCUAAAGUUAUAUUCAUUUGCUCUGGAUCAGCUUAUCCUGAAAUCACUGGAUACAGAUGGUCGAAAGCAGGCAUUCCUAUUUCUGAGGCAAAUGGAGACAGCCUGGAGGUGACAGUGGAUCACUCCUUUUUCACUGAUCCUGUCUCUUGUGAAGUCUCUAAUUCCGUUGGCAGCACCAAUGUCAGCACCCUGGUAGAUGUCCACUUCGGCCCCAGGCUACUCUCUGAGCCAAAGCCCAUGAUUGUGGACAUAGGAAUGGAGGCAGCCUUCACCUGCUCAUGGACUGGGAAUCCACCUCUCACUAUUGCCUGGACUAAACGAGGAUCCAGCGUGGUCCUCAGUAAUAGUAACACGUUGCAUUUGAAGUCAGUCACUCAGGAAGAUGCAGGAACUUACACAUGCAAGGCCAUUGUUCCUCGUAUUGGUGUGGCUGAAACAGACGUCACCCUCACUGUCAAUGGUCCACCUGUUAUCAUAGCUGAUGCUACACAGCGUGCUGUGAGGCACACCAAGGGCAAGCUGGAGUGUUUGGUGAAAAACAGUCCCCCACCAGAAAGAAUUGUAUGGACAUUUGGAGAUUUGAGUCUUGGACCAGGAUCUUAUGACCGAUUCACGGUGCAGACAUUAGAGAGGCCAACUGGAGUUCUUUCUACACUGGUCCUGUCAGAGACCCUUGCUACAGAUUUUCAAAUACACUACAACUGCACAGCUUGGAAUCGUUUUGGUAUGGGUGCUGCAGUGGUCACACUUGAGGAGCAAGAUGCCUUCCCCAUGGUCAUUAUGAUUGGGGCAUUAGUAGGUGGGAGCUGCAUCCUUAUCAUCUGCUCAAUCACUCUUCUCUCAAUUUGCUGCAAACGCUCCAUCACAGGCCAAAUGAGUACACAACUUACCAAAACUGACCUCAGAGUCCAGAUAGGACAUAACGAUGACAUCAAUGCACGAGUGAAUGGAGAUUUGAAGGAGCCCACAGCUCCACUCAGCAGUGAAUCUCCUGCAACAUCUCACACUGAACACAGUGAUCUGCUGGAUGAGGAUGACGAAAGAUUUGACUUAAAGGACCCCACAAAUGGUUAUUACAAUGUCCGGGAUCAUGAUGACAUCAAAAUUCACAGCAGCAACUUCUCGGAGUAUUCCUCCACCCUGCAAUCUGUGUACCCUUCAAUGCCCUCACAACCAACUAGUCUGAUGUAUGGCCAGCAAGACAUCUAUGACUACUCUCAUCAAGGCACACAGAGACCCUAUAGGCAGGUGUCUGUGCAGAAGACACAGAAUAAUGCAGAGUCUAAUGUCUUUAUCACUGAUCCCCUGUGCAAUGGUUCAACUUUCCAUCCUGCUACAAAUGGGCGAGCUUUCACUAGCUACAUGAAGCCCAACAUUUCCUAUGAAAAAAUAGAUGUCUAUGAACAAUCUGACCAAGCCAGUAAAGUUUCUAGCUCUUCACACUUAUCAUAUGCUUCCUCGCAUAUUUCUUCACAGCAGUCUGACUACAGUAGACCCUCACAACAGCACCAACGCAUGCAAACACAUGUGUGAAAUUUGUAUUAGUGUCUCCCUCAAAAUAUGAUUGUGCUGAAGAAGUUGCAGUUGACUGAAGAAUAUGUCAUCCUUAAUUCAAAUGGAUUACUAGGAUACCAGGGGAAUAUGAAAAUAUGUACAUACUGUAAACGAAACUUUGAAAUAAAUGAAAAUUGACAACAGGUAUCAGAGUAAGAGAAGUAAGAGAAGAAUAAGAAAGUAAGAGAACUUGAAGCGCUUAAUAUAGUUCUAGAAAGAAUGUUCUUUUUGGCACAAAUUGGAUGAAAGUGGCCCAAGCCUGUUGUACAUGUUAUGAACUAUCAAUGCUUUGU